Monopterus albus (swamp eel) is the source of this 1357-nucleotide messenger RNA. RefSeq names its product serine/threonine-protein phosphatase 2A catalytic subunit beta isoform. Gene Ontology annotation, molecular function: protein serine/threonine phosphatase activity. The record is from RefSeq and is a predicted model, not a curated record. The transcript is spliced from 8 exons. NCBI's taxonomy places the organism in Eukaryota, Metazoa, Chordata, Actinopteri, Synbranchiformes, Synbranchidae. The coding region runs from base 307 to 1236 and encodes 309 amino acids.
UUUUAGCAAAUUGGCUAGCCGCUGCGACGCCGCUGACUUGUGCUGCAUCGGGGACUUUCGACUCUUUUGACUCCCCCGGUCAAUUUUAACGGAUUAUAAACGUGGUUAAUUUAACAUUUGUAUUUAUCAUGAUAGAUGCUGACUGAACGGAUUGUUCAUUUUAGGUCGUAUCACUGAUUUUUCAACCGGUUUGGCGGGACUAGAUCGGGUUAACAGUACGACGAGCUAAAGCGGCUAUCACUGAGACACAGGCCACUUUGUUUUUCCCAGGUAGCUAACUUAGCUUAGCCAGCUACCACUGCUGUCAUGGAAGACAAAUCCUUCACUAAAGAUUUGGACCAAUGGAUCGAACAGCUAAACGAGUGUAAGCAGCUAACGGAAAACCAAGUCAGGACACUCUGCGAGAAGGCCAAGGAGAUUCUGACUAAGGAGUCCAACGUUCAGGAGGUGCGAUGCCCGGUGACGGUGUGUGGCGAUGUCCACGGUCAGUUCCAUGACCUGAUGGAGCUGUUUAAGAUCGGUGGCAAGUCUCCUGACACCAACUACCUGUUCAUGGGAGACUACGUCGACAGAGGCUACUACUCCGUGGAGACGGUCACGCUGCUUGUCACGUUAAAGGUUCGUUUCCAGGAGAGAAUCACCAUCCUGCGAGGGAACCACGAAUCGCGGCAGAUCACACAGGUCUAUGGCUUCUACGACGAGUGCCUGAGGAAGUACGGCAACGCCAACGUCUGGAAGUACUUCACAGACCUGUUCGACUACCUGCCGCUCACCGCGCUGGUCGAUGGACAGAUCUUCUGUCUCCAUGGAGGUUUGUCUCCCUCCAUAGACACUCUGGAUCACAUACGAGCCCUGGACCGCCUGCAAGAAGUCCCACAUGAGGGCCCGAUGUGUGACCUGCUGUGGUCAGACCCCGAUGAUCGUGGUGGGUGGGGGAUCUCCCCUCGAGGUGCUGGCUACACCUUUGGACAGGACAUCUCUGAAACCUUCAACCACGCCAACGGCCUCACCCUAGUGUCCCGCGCCCAUCAGCUGGUCAUGGAGGGCUACAACUGGGGCCAUGACAAGAAUGUGGUGACCAUCUUUAGUGCUCCAAACUACUGCUACCGCUGUGGAAACCAGGCAGCCAUCAUGGAACUGGACGACACUCUGAAGUACUCUUUCCUUCAGUUUGAUCCAGCCCCACGCCGUGGUGAGCCUCACGUGACCAGACGCACUCCUGACUACUUCCUGUGAAUGUCCAAAGUCACCCCUGUCAUUCACCCACGAAGCUCCACCCCCUGCACCUUCUUCCCACCCUUUCAUUUUGGAUGGAACAAAGAUAUUGAUAAUAGUGAUGAUACUGCUCCAGGGAGAA